Messenger RNA from Leishmania major strain Friedlin, 13113 nucleotides. RefSeq lists its product as hypothetical. Gene Ontology annotation, molecular function: protein binding. The record is from RefSeq and is a predicted model, not a curated record. The transcript has a single exon. NCBI's taxonomy places the organism in Eukaryota, Euglenozoa, Kinetoplastea, Trypanosomatida, Trypanosomatidae. The coding region runs from base 1 to 13113 and encodes 4370 amino acids.
AUGUAUCACUACUUGGUGAAUGCGCUCAAAGGAAAACCCGGCAAGGCGGACGGGCUCGUCGCUCGCAGCGAUCCCGCUAUCACGGACUCCGAAGCGGCACGCAGCGCACGUCUCAGAGAGGAAGAGCAAGCUCAGCGGGUGCUGCGCGAGCGCCGACGCGCCUACUCUGAUUUCAUGACCCGCACGCCACUUGGUCAUGUGCUGUCGGAACAGAUGCCGGCAGUGGAGAGCAUGACCACUACACCCGCCACCGCAUUUUCGGUUUGCCAGACGUCUGCGGUUUUAGACACACGAGCCACGGGCACCUCCGUUUCUCUUGCGGCGGGAGGAGAGCGGCCGUCACCGACGGAAACUGGGCUGGCGCACACGAAACUGGAGCUAACCAUGUACGAGGUGCUCGCGCCUUGGCUCUCCCGUCGAACAGCCAUGAUGACACGGCGAGUGCUGGAGCUGGUACCGCACUCGGCGCCUGUAGCGCCUGAAGCCGCGCGUGGCGAGCAGGUAGGCACAAUCUUCACUCUUCCUCCUCCUUUCCCUUGCCAGAGGCCGUUUGUCACCCUGGAAGAGGCCAAGGGAGCCCUGCUGCCAUUUCUGCUAGUGCUGGUGCAGCUCCGUCAUUGGCAAGCGUGCCUGGAAUCGCUGUCCGCGACCCUCUCUUCAGAGGCCGCCGCUCGCAGCGAGAGUACCACCACCACCUCGGCUCGACUUGUAAAGGCCCUGCAGCAGCUCAGCCACGUUCUCGUCGCCAUAACCUGCGCGACAGAGUUGCAGACGGCGGCUAUGCGCAGCCACCUUGACCUUCUCGGUGGUGAAGUGACCGCCUGUGUUGCUACGACGCUGCAAUGUCUCCGCCGCCUCACACGCGCGUGUGGGACGCAGGAGUUCUCGCUUUGGUCAGAGAGGGCUCCCGCGGCAUCCGCGUCGGCGGCGGAGUCGAUGCCGCGAGAAAGCAAGGAUGCAAUCGGAGGCGGUGACAGGCGAGACGGCACGAGCACGCCGCACCCUGUGUCUGCGGAGGUGGUGGAGAUACAAGCCUGUCGCCUCCUCUCUCUUUUCCUCUACUGGUUACACGUGGUACACGACAUCUCGACUCCUUGCCUGGCCAUCGAGGAGCUUUUCCUCGCCUCUUCCACAGCUCGGUUUAACGCAUGCGCUGCGACGGUGGCAACCGCGAAGGGAGCAACCGCGGGUGCUGCAGAGGCGGAGGCGAGGGAGACGCACCGAUGCACCGGCCUAAGCAAUGCGGCCCUCCUCCGUCAUACCGACCCCGUGCCCUCUUGUGUUCCGCUCGCAAUGCUGUUGCUGUCGGGGAGCGACGCGAGCAGUGGCAGUGGGGAAGACAAGUCCCCAGGCGAGGGCUCCUCGCCUCCCCUCGCAUCCUCCAGCGACGUCGCAAGCUCCUUGACUGCUCUUCUUCUGUUCGCGUCAAAGGGUGUCUUCGAACACGCACAACCGAGCAGUGAAGCGCACACGGUGAUCGAGGGGUUGGCAGUUGAGGAGGACUCCGACCUCGGCCUCAUCGUAGUGCUGACCUCCCGCCUACUGCGCUACAUGUUUGUUGCUGGUGCCUCACCACACUUGGUGCAGGUGACACAAGCGGCUGGCCCGCUGCAGAGCGCCCUUAGCCUCCUCCUCGCUCGCUUCAUCGCUGGUGACCGGAACGCGUCGGCUCUACGCGCUGUGGCGGAGAGGACAGAGGCAUCGCAGUCCACGAGCCUUCGAAGCUGCGGCGCGCAACCGCACCUCGACGCGGCCGCGGACUUCAGCUUCCCGAGAAGCAGCUCGCUUGCCUCCACGUCGCAGCCACCGUCACCUGCGCGUAGCUGCUGCAGCAGCAGAGCUCCGGUUCCCUCAGAGCAAUCGGGGCGUCUGACGCGGCAGCUGCGUCUACUUGGGCAGCUUUCGUGCGGCCUCGUGCUGCUGAAGACGCUUUUUCAGCAGAGUGCGACGACCGUUUUGGACAUCAUGGACCACUCCUUCUUCUUCGACGCACUUGUGACGGCGCUACAGGUGGUGGGCUCUCGUUUCACGGAGCCUUCACGGCAGGGAGCGAUGGCGGCGAGGGUCUUAGACGCCGCCGGCCGGCGAGACUCAGAUGCGUGGGCGGAUUGGGUGCGUGGUGUCGAGACCGUCGCGGCGCAAGGGACGGUUGCGGAGGGCAUGUCAGUCCUCCUUAACCACGCGCUCGGGUGCCCGUUGCAGUUUUCCUUGACCGUGCUCUCGAGCGACCCGUAUGUGGAUGAGUUUCUGCAUGCUUACCUUGGUUUGCUGGCUGCAUGCCGUGUUGUACGCUCGACUCCCUUGGCAUUUAUUGCACCGCCGCCGCAAGGCAUGCUACUAGGCAGCAAUGGCGCCAUCACCGCGUCGGCGCGUGAAAGUCGUGCGCUUGACACCCUCGACCAGCUGGAGCUCACCCUCUUAAAGACGUUCUUAACCGCGUACGGCACGCCGACCGAGGACACCGCUCCUGCUGCCGCUGCUGCCUCCGCCGCCAUGGAGUUCUCCAUCACGCUCCCACCGUGUCCAGAGCAGCACCCCGUUGACUCAGAAGCCACUGAUGCGUUCCACCUGAGUGGUGACAUGGACGGCACGGGCUCCUUGACGUUUCCUUUGGCGUCCUGCAUCUACAACCUUCUUCUUAAGCACGUACUGUGGUGCGUUGGCGAGCGAGAACGACGCUGCGGCCAGCCCCUACCGCCGCCCCCACCACCUUUAACGCCACCUCAGGCGCCAGCGCCACCGCAGCAGCACCAUCUCGCGCUUCCGCUGCUUCAGUCGUCCGUGUCGUCGGCCGCACUGCGCCUGUCCCCCGACACCCCCGCCUCCACGGCGACGAACACGCCGCGGCUGGUAGCGCAGGCACCGCCCACGCAUCCACCCGUCUCCCCAACAUUAUCAAUGUCCAUCAUCACGCCCGCAAACCUGCCGCAAAGCGCUGCAACCACGCUUCCGGGCCACAGCAGUCUUGCCGCUAUCACGGGCACCGGCAGCAGCGACGAUGAUCCGCUCGUUCUUUUUUUGGUGCGCCACGGCCUCUUCCGCAUCCUGCUCCACGACGAGCACUUUGCAUCUGCCUUCGCCUUGGCCGAGUCGACGGCGGCCGUCGACUCGGCCGACUCUCCUCUGGGGCGCAGCCGCGAUGAAGAGGCGGCAGACAGGCCCGCUACGACUCGGCAACGCUCCUACCUUGUCCUGUACCUGCUCUCGCACUUCCUGCAGCUGCGCCCGUGUGACGCUGGCUCUAGCGACGGUGAACCGAUUGCACAGCUCGCCGGUGCGCAGGAGGGGGGCGGCGCUUCUGCGGAUCCGAAUGUUUCACGCCGUGGUGCUUGCAGCCGUAGUAGCAGCAACACGGCGCUCUCCGCUGAUGAGCGGCAGCUGGCACAGGAAACGACGGAGGCGUUGAUGACGGUCUUGCGGGUAUCCACGGCGUCGGUUUCAUCUCCCUGCUGCGCGGUUGUGCGCUGUCGGCGUCGCCGCUGGUGCAACUGCCUUCUCGCACUCUUAAGUGCGGCAACAGCGGCGCCCGGCGCGGCUGCCUUUGCUCCCAUCCAUGUGGGAGAGGAGCUCCGCGCGGGCAUCGAGAUCGGCGCACCGAGCGCGGCGGAUGCGAAGACGACACCAGCCGCGGCGGCAGCGGUAUGUGAGGCGCUUGCUCGGGCUGGAGGCGUCGAGUAUCUUCUACGCGCUGCCGCCGUCGCGGCUGAUGCGGGCGCCGCAGGCCAGCCUGCCAACACCGUCUCUUGCGCCUGGGCGAUGCAGGCGGCUCGAAGUCUCGCCAAGGACUCGACGGCUUCUGUUCGCAUGGCAACGAAGUGCGCAGAGUCGCUGCUGCUGCCGCUGCUGUGGCAUCCUUUGCUGCGCUCGGAUGGGCAGCGGCUGCUGGAGGCCCUCUUGUGUCGACCGCUUGUCGGCUCGGGCACGGCCGUGGACAUCAAUGUGAACAUGAGGGAGUUGUCAUUGUCGAUGGUGUCGUCCACCGGGAAAGUCGGCAGCGACAGCGCUGCAACCGAUGUGCACGCAGUGCCGCCGCACUGCCGGAAGCUCUGCGAGGGUGUCUGGCGAACGCUAUGCGACUGCGUGAACGGCUCUGCAGUGGGGGGCAGUGGCGUUGAGAUGCCGGACGCCGUCACAUCUGGGACGCGCGCCGUUUCCGCGACGAACGCCGAUGAAGGGGCGCGGCAGGCUGUUCUGCGUGCUGUGCUCGGAGCAGUGGGGACGGCGUUUCGAACACUGAGUGAACAGCGAUUCUCUGACGCCGGCGAGCAUUCCGGAGAGUUGCUGCCGCUUCGCACGUUGCAGAGGGCCCUGUUCGAGGCGAGCAAAGCCGAUGGGCAGAACAUAUACGAGCUCCUGCUGCAUCAACUCGCCCAGUCGUCGAAAGCGGUGGAUAACCCUGGCACAUCACCACGACCGUCUCCGCUGAACACAGCCGAUGUAGCGGAGGUGGCGUUUUCGCCUCCUUUUCCGGUUCCCUUUCUCAUCGCGGCAUCCGGCGCGCCCAACGCGCCAGACACCUCGCCAGCGGAGGCCAUGGAGGCAUCAACAGACACUGUCGCCGCCUGUCGUGCCGCACGCGAGAUGGUGCGGUUGAUCGUCAUCGCGCUCGUCGGCAUGACAGUAGCCAACCCGUCGCAGCGCGAGGUUCUGUACCGCGCCACCGUCGACGAAGAGGCUCUGGUGAGCUGCAUCGUUAACGCGUGGGGCACGACAGGUGGCAGCCAGGCACUUCCAUUUUCCUGCUCGAUGGGCGAAGGUGACGCGUGUGGAAUUGUGCGGGUGUGCUCGUACCUAAUUUACGAAUCGGUGGACGCCGUGGAUGCUUUCUUCGAUAACGAUGAUGAAAGCGGCUCACAGGACGCAGCGCCGCGGCGCCGCCGCUGCAGCGAUGAUGCGUCAUGGGCGUGGUCUCUGCAGAAUCCGAUGCUGUUGGCUGCCGUGCUGCGCUGCUUCACUCGCCUGGCGUCGUUGACGGUUGAUCAGCAGGUGGCGCUGCGCAAGUUGCUGGUCUCGCUCACCCGCACAGUAGAGAGCUGCUACGUCAGUCUCUACCUGGCUGCCAGCUCAGCCGUGCACGAUGUGCUGGCGCAGCUGCUGCCGGUGGUUGCGCUUCUGCCAGAGCCUGCAGCACUGCGGUUUUCCUCCUCUGUCGAAACGGAGGCCGCGCUUCCCCGGCUCGACGCCGUGCUCGUCCGCCUCCUUGCUGCGCUUGCCCACUGUCACGUCGACGCGCGGCAGCUGAAGCAGCUGCUGCUGUUGGUGAUUCACUCAAGACACCAGCGCGACCGCAGAGCGCUCGUGCCACUGGUUUUGCAGGUGUUGAGCGAGGCUGUCCAGCCGCCCCUCAAUAUGACACUUUUGCACGCGGCCCGCCGCGACCCACAGCACUUCGUCAGCCUCCACCGCGGGCGCGGUCCUGCUGGGUUCUGUGCUGCACUGCCCGACUUCCCUCUUGAGGGCUAUUCGGCAUUCCUGAACGUGCGGUGGGAGAGCGACGUGUCCUCGCAGGAUGUGGCAGGGCAGACUGCUGGUGGAAACACGACGUUGCGCCAGUACGACGCCUGUGCCUGCAUCUUCUGCCUCCGUACCGCCGAUCGCGCAACGCUGCUGGCGUUCAUGGUGGAGCGACGCACGGGGCGCCUCUUCGUGCAGUAUCGUAAUCUGCAGCAGCAGAAGCUUCGCGUGUACCUCGCGGCGUCGCUGCUGCCGCGAAAGUGGACACAUCUAUGCAUAUCUCAUCGAGCGGCGGCUUUCUUGACGGCAACGGCCGGCGGCCAGCUCACGCUGUUUGUGAACGGUGCCGAGGCGGCAGUGAUUCCGCAGGUGGCCUACCCUCUCAUGUCACGCGGGUAUCUCUACGUGGGGUGCCUCGGCCACGAGGUGGACAGACUCAGUGUGGCGCACGCUUUUUACGGGCAGGUGUCCACAGUGUACUUCUUCCCCUACGUGCUGCCUGAGCGCGAACGUGAGGUUUUGCAGACGACAGUGGGUGUGGCGGACACAGCGGCGUGGAUGUUGUCGUCGUCAAACGCCGCGAUUCCGCCGCUGCGCCCCGUCUCAUUCGCACCUGGGCGUCGUCCUGGCUCAUCCGCGUCGGAGAGCGCCGCCGACGUGGACGGCACCGAGCAGUGGCUGGCUGGCCGAGCCGUCGUCUGCGUUGACACGCGGCUGAGUGACCGGGGUCACCUCUACAAUCUAUCUGCCGUGUUGCGUGGCCGCACGGGCCGUGAAAGUCGCUUGCUCACUCUGGAGGGGUCCCUUGUAUGCAGUACGCAGCGCCUAAUAGACUCGAUGGGGGUGCUGGGGGCGCUAACAAGCGUGCUGAUGCCACUCUGCGUCUUGUUAGUGAAUCCAAAUCUCCCCAUCUCCUCUCGCAGCUUGGCUGCGGCCGCGCCGAUUGGCAGCCUUGCCCACAGAAAGCCAGGCCUACCGCCCUUCUCGUCGCUCGGCGCGGCCGCCGUCAGUGCUAGCAGCGCAAGCGACACGAUCAAUGCUACCGUGCUGCGAGUGCUGGACUUGGUGCCGCCGCUGGCUGCUGCAGAGGCGAUUCGCACCGAAAUGGCGGAGGCACGUUUUUUUGUUUUCCUUGGCCAGGUACUGCAGCUACUAGGUCCCGCGUUGCAGGUGGUGGUGCCGGCCGCUUUCGUGCAGCUACUCGAGGCUCUCGCCCCGUUCCCGCGACUCUUCGAAGACGCCUUGACAAACUUGUUUCUCUCUGCCGACGUGAUCCGGGCCUCCCCGCGCGCGGUGCAGCUGACCUGGGUGAAAGUGCAGCGCUUUUUUCUGAGUGCACACCCUGAUGCGUUGCCCUGCCUGCGCACCCUAGGCACAUCCAUGUUUGUCGCGGCGGAGCUGCUGCGCGUAACGGCGGAGGAGGCGAAGGAGGAAGAGUUGACGCAGGAAGACACCCUGGUGCCGGCCCAAACACAGGAUGUUGUGACGCACCCGUUACUCUCGCCCUCCUCGUCCACCUCGCGUCCCAUCUCGGUCGUUGCUAGCGAUGUGUCUGGGGCGCCCUCGUCCGCCACGAUCUCCCCUUUCUCGCCCUCUUCAACGCCACCGCCACCGCCAUCGCUGCCUUCGUGCUCGCUGCAGGACCUGGAGAACCAGUGGAUGGCCUACUUCGAGGCACUUACCGUUGCUCCCGUCACCCUUGGUGAUGCGGAGGCUCUGCAGUACUUUGUCGGGAAUUUGCACUUGACGUGCCCCAAGGCUUCUGUUCAGUUGCGCCUCCUGCGUCGCGUGCGCCAACUUCUCGUGACGAGCAACACACCGUAUCUGGUCCAGCUACUGGGGCGCAGGAACUACGUUGUGAACCUGAUGCCAUACCUCACCUCCGCGUCCUCCGAGGCAGUCCGGCUUGAGGCGCUCCUGCAGCUUCUCUUCAUGGUGUUGCGCUCGAAGCGCACGCAGGAGCUGAUGAACCCCGUGCUGUUGGCGAGCAAGGACACAGUCGUGCACGUCGUCGAGGAGGUGUCGCUGUCGUGGUUAAAGGAUGUGCUGCAGCGGUUUCCCGUGAACCUGCCGGUGUACCUGGCGCUGCGCUGCGGCUUAGUGGAGCGCUUCGACGUGCUGACCCUUCCUACCCAGUACGUGCCCCUGGAUGAGUCGCACACGAUCCGGUUUGCGGCGGUGCUUCUGCCACUGCUGAUGCUGAUGAAGCGCAGUACUGACACAAAGCUCAAGGGACACGUGCUAACCGACAUGGCGGUGCUGCUCAAGAGCGACGCCCAGGCGUGGCGACGCGUAAUUACGGUUCGCGGCUGGUACGUGUCAGUGGUUGGACUUUUCGCGUCCUCGUGCGCGUCGUCGCCCGUGUCUGCGCCCUCCUCGCUUCAGGAAGCCUGCGCAUGCCAGGAGUCGACUGUGCCAGGUGCAGUGAGCUCCCCGACGAUCCCUACAGACUCUACCGUGAGCGAACAAGUGCAGUCAGAGGGGUCCGGGCUCGCCUUUGCUACCAUCUCCAUGAUUCUUUCCUACACCAUUUACCAGGUGCUGUUGCACGAGGCGUACGGGGCGACGGAGCUGGAGCUUGUGGUGGCGUACCUGCGGGAGCAACGCCUGCAUCGCCUCCUGCAUCAGGUUCUGUGUAGGGUUGCUGACCGCUACCGCAGCCGCCUGAUGGCGCCGUGGCGUGGGGAGCGGCGGGACGCCGCAGGCAACCGCGAAGGUCCGGGCGCCCCACGGCCGUCGAACGGCUGUGCGUUCUUAGGACUUGGCAGCGCCACCGCGGUUGUGAACCUGUGUCAUUUCCUUCGCGUGGUUGAGGUUGUUCUCUUCUACGCCGGUUCGGUUCCGAGGCGCAAGGAGGCAAUAACGGUCCCCGUGAAGCCCGCCGUGUCCCCGUUCACGCCAGCCGGGGCUGCGUUGAAUGGGGAAGAAUUCGGCACGCACCUACCUGUUCGUGUCGGGUACACGGAGUGGGAGCAGCUGACGCUGGUGCGGUCAGCAGAUGACCCGCCCGGCGGCGUUGCGGAAAGUGACGUGUAUUAUGCCGGGGAGGUGGACGACCCCCACGGCAACGUGAGGCGCGCUGUUCUCCGUACCCCAGACGACCGAUGGCUGCACCUUCCGCUCGCCGUCAAGUGCGCGGAGCUGUUGUGCAGCCACAGCGCCUUGCUGCAUCUCGGCAGUAACGGCAACACCACUAGCCACUCUGUUGGUGGUGCCGGCUCGGUCGUUGGGUCGGGCAGCGCCGGGAGUGGCGGGCCAGGGGAUCUGCUGUGGUCGGUGGUGCUUGGCGCGUCCGCCGGCACGGGUGUCAGCAAGAGUCCCACUAGCCCCAAGGCCGGUGGGGUAGGUGGGGUCGGGUUCCGCGCGGGUGGCGGGGGCGUCGCUCCAGUGGUACUCAGAGGCGGUAUGCUUCGCCUGUUUGGCAGACUCUUCAAAGUGCUUUGCCAAAUGACACUGCGCUCCGGCACGGCCCUGAGCAGCGUGGUGGAGCUCACGGACGUGUUUGUGCGCCGCUUAGAUCGGGGACAGCGCGGCAGCGGCUUUCUGUUGCUCAAGCGUGCUGUGAACGCCGAGGACGCGCGCGAGCAUUCCCCAAUCGCGAUUACGAUGACGCUCAUUUACUGCGUGCACAACCUGCUCCUGCGGCGCCUCCACGCUGCCGAGUACGGCAACACUUCAACGCACUUCAACGCCAACGCCGCCCUUGUGGAUCGCCUCAAAUCGCUCGUGGUGAUGUUUCGGUACUCCUUCGAGCAGCUGUCGGCGUUCGCGUCCUCUCCCAGAAGCAGAAGCGGCGCUCACUCAUCGGUCUUUCGCCAGUCCUCUCUUCUCGCGACGGCGGCGGCUUGGCUCACAGGUGGGGACCGCGAGGAUUCUGCCGGGGACCGCAGCAGCGGCCCCAACAGCACCGCAAGCUGUGCGCGGUCCAACUUGGCUUACCUCGAUGACCUCACAGGCGAAACGCUCACAGCUGGCGUGCCUACACUGCAGUGGCUGUGCGACCACCGAGCCAACCCACGCCGCACCGUCGAGGCUUUCGCGGAGGUGGCGUCGCGUGUGGACUACAACGCCUUUGUGGAGCGGUGCCUCCUCGCCGUCGAGCGGGAGCAGUCGACCGACAAGGCGCUAGCCGCCAAGCUCUGGUCAGAGCAGCGGGCUUCUCUCCGUCGGUUGCAGGAGCUCUUUGCGGAGAACAGCAUGUCUCGUAGGCUUGUCCAUGACAAAAUCCAAGCACUCAUGGCCGCCUUCAACUCCCCCCCAAAGACGGGCGCCGCUGGCGAGACGGAUAGCGACUCUGGUGCCGCGGACCUUGAAGGGCAUAGCAGCACGCGCGCCGAUGGCUUCGCUCCUGCAUCCUUCACGAGUCUCUUCUUGCCGCGUGCCGCGCGGCGGGCCACCGCCGCGGCGCGGGCCAACGCGUGGACGCGCUUUACUUUUGCGCUACGCGACACCGUCUGGUGUGCUGACGCGGCCGGUCUGCACAAUACCCUCAAGUACGUGAAGCUGUCCUCACAGGAGCAGCAGUUUCUGGUGCAUCGCAAGCUGGUCUACGACCGCGACGGCACAAACUACUGUGGGAGGGCGAUGGCCUCCUACUCAGCUCCGAGGUCGCCAGUUUGCGACGACUUGUCGUCUGUCAACGUGACCAGCUUCAGAGCCGUGCCCGCACUCCUGGGAGACGAGGGAGAGAGCGGUGGGGGUCUGGCUUUCGGCGGCAGCGUGAGCGCCAGCACGAGCCGCGCCUCGUACCUCCGUCUCCGCGGAGGCGAAAGCGUGCUGUUGCAAGCGAUUGAUGACGACGACGUCGGGCUCGAGGAGGACAUGAUGAACUUUAGCCUCGACGGCAGGGGGGACGUGUCCACCGCAGCGGCGGCCUCGUUCAGCGAGUGUCCACUCCUGUGGGAGGAGGCUGCGCCGGUGUCGAAGGGCGCCGGCCUAGCACCAACUUCUAAGGUCGACAACUUCUCUGCUGCCCCGUCGCUCCUCUCGGUUCCGUGCGAGGUGCCGUACAUGAUGCACUGCUGGAGCGGCAGCUUCACCGUGCGCGGGUCGGAGGUGAUUGUGCUCAUCGACGACGACAACAAGGCGUACAACCAAGUGGUCGCUGAGGAGGCGAGGGCGUACGUGCUGCGCCCGCGCCCCUUCAGUUUUCAUCUCAGCCACAUCACGCAAAUCGCUCCGGCCCGCCGCUUCCGCAUGCGCCGUACCGCGCUCGAGAUUUGGACACGUGACCGGCGCAGCUGCUUUGUCAAUUUUUCCGACACCGCCACUAUGAACGCGGCGCUGCAGGCGGUGCGAUGUGGCGAGCGAAGCAGCUACAUGCUUACGGCGCCGUCGUUUCUGCGCGACGCGUCCGGCGCGGCCACCGCGGCGCUGCCAACCCUGCUCCACGAGGGCACCGGCGGCGUCCGCUGGCACAGUGCAUACGUGCUCCAGGAGAACCCGCGCCGAGAGCCGCUGCGCUUGCGGGCCACAGCGCUGUGGCGCAACCGCCUGCUGUCGAACUUCGACUACCUCCUCGUGCUGAACCUGUUGGCGGGGCGCACGUUGAACGACAUGACGCAGUAUCCCGUGUUUCCAUGGGUUCUCUCCGACUACACGAGUGAGACGCUUGACCUGACCAACCCGGAGACGUUCCGCGACUUGUCCAUGCCAAUGGGCGCCUGCGGCAACCGCGAACGCCGUGAGCUGGUUCGGCAGCGCUACAUGGAAAUGCGCAGCCUCGGCGACGUCCCGUCUCACUACUUCACGCACUACAGCUCCCCCGCCAUCACGCUCUACUUCCUCGUCCGGCUGCCGCCCUUCACGACACUCGCGAUUCUCCUGCAGGGCGGUCAUUUCGACCACGCGGACCGCAUGUUUCACUCCAUGCAGGCCACCUUUAGGGCCGUCAUGACGAGCACCCAGGAUGUGCGGGAGCUGAUUCCAGAGCUCUACUACUUGCCGGAGUUGUGCAUCAAUGAGAACCACAUCGACUUUGGGCGGCGGCAGGACCGCACCCCGAUGGACGACCUGGAGCUUCCGCCGUGGGCGCACAACGACCCGUUCACGUUUGUCUACCGUAUGCGCGAGGCGCUCGAGAGCGCGCACGUGUCGGCCCACCUGCACGAGUGGAUCGAUCUCAUAUUUGGGUACAAGCAGCGCGGCAAGGACGCAAUCGACGCGCUGAACGUGUUCAACUGGCACUCCUACGAGGAGCUUGACCGCAACCGGGAGGCCGGCUCCGUUGAUCAGCUGCUCCUCGUCGACUCACUUGAUAACAUUGGCCAAACUCCCAUUCAGCUCUUCCGUCGCCCUCACCAGCCGCGACUGCCGUUGGAGUGGGCCGAUCCGCUGCAGCUCCCGAUCCGAGUGAAGGUCAUGACACUGCGCUGGGGCUGCGCACGAGUGGCGCGGACGACAGUGGUGUCGACGGACAGAGUGCUGGUGGUGGCCGGAAGUGGUGCCGCUGCCUCGCUGCGCAUGCACCUGACCCCGAUUCGCCAAUCGUCGGUUCUGCAGAGGGCGGCAGCGACUCCUCCUGCGGCGUCACCGCCUCACGCUGCCGCAUCGACCGCCGCGGCGUCGCAGUUGCGCUGUGCGCCCGUCGGGGACGGCGUCGCCGCCUCCGCCCCAUCGCAGAACGAGAUGACUGCUACGCACGCGUCUAGUCAUGUGAACGCCACCGCGGCUGCAGUGCCAGGCCACCCGGCGACCCCGGUGGCGGUGACGCCCGUCACGAAUCAUCCCGCGCCACCCGCCAUGGAUAGCGGCAGCUUCGACGUCCGUGAUGAGUACGAGCGGAGCCUCGCGCCCAUUCCAGCCGGUGUCAUUCCGAACGACUCGGCAUACGCGGACGGCUCCUGCACGGAGGCGAGCACUGCCUUGCUGUGCUACGACAGCGAAGUGUUCCUGGUGCUUGGCGGCCUCUUUGACAACUCUGUCGUGGUUCGCGCUCUCUCGGGUGCGGGUCGCGACGUGCGACUGCGUGCGCACCGCGGGCGAGUCGUCUUUGUCGCACGCAGCGAGGACAGCCGCUAUCUCGUGACAGGUGCCGAGGACACCACCUUCGCUGUGUGGUCCUGCCACCUUCAACCGGCGCGGCAGCGGUUGGAGAUGACGAUGCUCUUCACGAUCUACGGCCACGAGGGCAUGCCGUCCGCGGUGGACGUGAGUAGCACGCUGGACGUCGUCGCCACUGCCUCUCUCAACGGCACCCUAAUGCUGCACUCACUGAGCACCGGCGGGCUGGACCGCGUCAUUCGACACCCGCACGGUGCCCCCAUCCACCGCGUGCUGCUGCAAACGACGUGCUACGUGCCAAACAUCCUCUUCCUCUCGCACCAAGAUGAGAAAGUUUACCAGUGCAGUCUGAACGGCGCUGCGCUGCGCACUUUUUCGCCACCCGGCCGAGUGGUGACGUGGGCCACGACAGCGAGCCAGUGUCUUCUGCUUGCGUGUCAGCCCCUUGCUAGCGUGCACGGCGGCGGUCCGCAAGAUGGCGAUCAGACAUCAUGCAUUUUGUACCUGCACUCCUUUUUCUUGGAGGUGCUGAAGACGGUACCGGUGCGAGCCGAGGACGUCGUGUCCAGCGUCUCGGCACACCCAUCCAACCCGCAGGUGGUGGUGGCGGGGACGGAGUCCGGGCGACUGCUGCUGCUGCGCUCCGUCCUGGUGUAG